AAAAUUUCAAAAUGGAAUCAAUGAAGAGAGUAAGAGAACAGGAAGAAGAGCUGGCUGCUCUUGAGAAGCCAUACACAAGUCUUAUAUAUUCUAAAAUAAAUGGGAUCCUUUCGACCUCCUACACUGUCAUGUUGAUCGAGGAUUCGUAUAAAUAGGCUAGCUUAUGGGGAGAAUUAUUAUCAGAACAAAAAGCAAUGCAGGGUUUUUAAUAGCCUCACCCCACCAAUGAAGCAAGGUGUUGAGCAACUGUCCUUUUGAUUACAGAGAAAGAAAGCUUCUAUGAAAGAUUUCCUGAAUAAAGCACCUUUUUCAAGAGUAAAGAAUAUAUCCCUCCAUGCGAAUAGAGGAUCUGCUGUCUUAAGGUUCAGACUUACUAAGCCAGUAAAGAGAUUGAUCACAUGUGCUAUUUCCAAUCUACAGAUUAGUUCAUGGGUUGUUCCUCCAGCAUCCUUCCAGGCAAUUUUUGAAAGAGGGUGUCACGUUGAAGAACUUAAAUUCGAAAACUGUAUACUUGAGCCAUUCGUAUGCAUUCUCAGCCCAAUCCUUACGUACAAGAUACAACGACUUGUGGUAUCAGAAAGUGGACUUGAGAGGAACUGAAUGCUUACAAACUCCUUACCAUUCGAGUAUACUUUAUCCGCCUUCUUCUUCCAUGUUAUAUCACGAAGUAGUUUAAGAGACACGGUUAAAUCAAUCGAAUUUAUAUGAGUCGAUGAGAGUCUGCAGAGUAUCAACAGGCUUAAGGACCGAGAAGAGCUGUUCCAUAUUAAAAUCUCUACUGAGAUAGAACUGGAAUCUGAACUUUGCUCCUAAGGAUACUUUAAAUGAAUCUGAAGAAUGGGUGUUAAAGAUAUACAUAUUCCUUGAUGGGGCGAGAUGGGCCUUAUUUGAGGUCCGAAUG
Moneuplotes crassus is the source of this 901-nucleotide messenger RNA. NCBI's taxonomy places the organism in Eukaryota, Ciliophora, Spirotrichea, Euplotida, Euplotidae. The record is from the annotation of a GenBank genome assembly.